AUGCCUUUGGCACCGCGGACGAAGGGUCUGCGUAUGUUCGUUGGCGCCCACGUCAGUGCUGCAAAAGGUGUCUUUAAUUCCAUACAUAAUAGUGAGAACAUUGGAGGAAAUGCAUUCGCCUUGUUCUUGAAGUCACAGCGCAAAUGGGAAAACCCAGCUCUCCAGGACGACCACCGCGAUCAAUUCCGUAAACUUUGCGCGGAGAAGGGUUAUGAUGCAGCCAAACACGUUCUCCCCCAUGGCUCAUACCUUGUCAACCUGGCGCAAGAUGAUAAAGCCAAAUCCAAGCAAGCAUAUACCUCCUUCCUGGAUGAUCUCCGCCGGUGCGAGGCACUUGGAAUUACGCUUUACAACUUCCACCCCGGAAGUACCAAUCAGACACCUCUUCCCGAAGCACUUGCCCGCCUGGCGGAGAUGUUAGUCCAGGCCAUUACCGAAACGACGACCGUAGUUCCCGUCCUGGAAACAAUGUGCGGCCAUGGCAACUCAAUUGGCGGUGCACUGUCUGAAUUUCGCGACUUGCUAGCUCUAAUCCCGAAAGAGCACCACCCCCGCAUCGGUAUCUGCGUUGACACAUGCCACAGCUUCGCAGCCGGCUAUGAUCUGACAUCCCCGGCCGGAUUCAAAGCCUUCCUCGCCGAAUUCGACGAGCUAAUCGGAAUUCAAUUCCUCCGAGCACUUCAUCUCAAUGACUCAAAGGCACCGCGUCGAAGCAAGCGCGACCUCCACGCCAAUAUCGGCACGGGAUUCCUAGGUCUGCGCGCAUUCCACAAUGUCAUGAACGAGCCACGGUUUGAGGGGCUACCUAUGGUCCUUGAGACGCCUAUUGACCGUGUCCCAGGACAUAAUGUAGCUACUGGAGACGAUGCAGCUGAGGGGAGUGAUAGCGAUUCUGGGAAGAAGAAACAGCCAAAGAAGGGCCCCAAGAGACCCGCCGGUGCGAGUGCAGCUGCUAUUCCCAACCCGGGUGUAUGGGCGGGUGAGAUUAAACUCCUUGAGUCGCUGAUUGGUAUGGACCCCGAGGGCGAAGAGUUCCGUGCUCUUGAGGCUCGCCUUUCAGAGGAGGGUCGUGCAGAGCGCGAGAAACACCAGGAUCAGUAUGAGCGUAAACUCGAGGCGGACGAGAAAAAGAAAGCCAAGGGACCCGGAAAAGCCAAGGGACAGAAGAGUCUUAUGGACAUGAUGAAGGGUGGUUCUGCGAAGGAGUAG
Penicillium verrucosum is the source of this 1209-nucleotide messenger RNA. RefSeq names its product DNA-(apurinic or apyrimidinic site) lyase APN1. Gene Ontology annotation, biological process: base-excision repair. Gene Ontology annotation, cellular component: mitochondrion; nucleus. The transcript has 5 exons. NCBI's taxonomy places the organism in Eukaryota, Fungi, Ascomycota, Eurotiomycetes, Eurotiales, Aspergillaceae. Gene Ontology annotation, molecular function: DNA-(apurinic or apyrimidinic site) endonuclease activity; phosphoric diester hydrolase activity; zinc ion binding. The record is from RefSeq and is a predicted model, not a curated record. Bases 1 to 1209 code for a protein of 402 amino acids.